CCAGUAGCACCGCUUCACGCAGAAAUCUCUCACUUCUUGGAUUAACACACAGCCACUGUGAUGCUUCUCUUCUUGGUUAUUCCUUAUCUGUCUCUUAUCAUUGCAGUCAGAGUGUCAGCUGUUAUUCAGCCCAGUCCUGACACUGGUGUUUGCCCCCUGGGUCACUUCCCCUGCGGUAACCUCACGGAGUGCCUGCCCCAGCCGCUGCACUGCAAUGGGGUCGCGGACUGCGUCAAUGGAGCCGAUGAGGAGAACUGCGUUGAUAACAGUGGAUGGCCUCAUCUUUUUGAUGCCUUUUUAAAGAAAAAUGUUGAAGAGACAAAGGAUUGUUUGCUGGAUUUCUAUUCUGAGGACUGCCAGUGCGAGGGCAGAAGAGUGGACUGCAGUAACAAGGACCUGCAUGCUGUGCCAGCGGUCUCCUCCAACGUGACUGCUCUAGAUUUGAAGAACAAUCACAUUAGAUCUUUAUCAGCUGACCUUUUCAUCAGAUACAAAAACCUGGAGAGGCUACACUUGCAGAAUAACAGCAUUGAAACCAUAUCUAACAAGGCUUUUUCAGGACUUUUCAAACUUCAAAAACUAUUCCUCAACCAAAAUCACAUUACCACACUGAAGGCAGGGGUCUUCCAGGAUCUUCAUCAUCUCGAAUGGCUAAUUCUGGAUGACAACAAAGUAAGCACGAUCACUCAGAAGUCAUUUGUAGGACUCCAUUCCCUCUUCUUUCUAUCUCUGCUGAACAAUUCACUGCAGCAAAUCCCCAGGAGCUCCAUCUGUGUGGAAAUUCAAAGAUUAAACUGGCUAGAAAUGGAAGGAAAUCUGAUUCGAUCCCUGCACUAUUCAGCUUUCAGGGAAUGUGCUGCCUUGACAGUGCUAGUGCUGCGUAGGAACCGAAUAAGAACGCUUGAAGAAGACACAUUUUCUGCCAUGCACAAGCUCAUAGAAUUAGACUUGUCCGUCAAUAGAAUUCAAGAGCUUCCGUCUUCUUUAUUCCGAAACCUACAAAGUCUGAGGCAGCUGAAUAUUUCACACAACCCUCUGUCUCAAAUCCACGACGAUCAGUUUGACAGCCUCUUUCAUUUGCAGUCACUAAGUAUAGAGGGAAUAGAAAUUCAAAACAUGCACCAUCGAAUGUUUAAAAAUCUGGGAAACCUUUCACACAUAUAUUUUAAGAAGUUUGAGUACUGUCGCUAUUCUCCGAACGUGCGCAGCUGCAAGCCCAACACAGAUGGCAUCUCCUCUUUCGAGAACCUGCUGGCUAAUAUCAUCCUGCGAGUGUUUGUCUGGGUGGUGGCCUGCAUCACCUGCUUUGGGAAUGUGUUCGUGAUCAGCCUGAGGUCCUGCAUCACUACAGAGAACAGGCACCACACCAUGUCUAUCAAGUCUUUGUGCUGCGCAGACUGCUUGAUGGGGGUCUACCUCUUCUUCAUUGGCGCGUUUGACAUCAAGUACUAUGGGGAGUACAACCGUCACGCCCAGAACUGGAUGGAAAGCACACAGUGCCAGCUCAUCGGUUCCCUGGCCAUGCUGUCCACUGAAGUAUCAGUCAUGCUGCUGACGUACAUGACCCUGGAGAAGUACCUCUGUAUAGUCUUCCCCUUCAGUAACUACCGCGCCGGGAAGAAGCAGACCCUCUCCACCCUCAUCGCUAUCUGGCUGCUGGGCUUCAUCAUUGCGGUGAUCCCUUUCUGGGACAAGGACUCCUUCGGGAACUACUACGGGAGGAACGGAGUCUGCUUCCCCCUCCACUCCGACCGGACUGAGAAACCUGGAGCCAGGAGCUAUUCCACUGGGAUAUUUCUUGGCUUGAACCUGUUUGCCUUCAUCACCAUAGUCUUCUCCUACACCAGCAUGUUUUAUUCAAUUCGGAAAACUGGAGCCCAGACGGCUGAGCGGAGCGUCUUCCACCGAGAGGUGGCCAUCGCCAAGCGCUUCUUCUUCAUCGUGUUCACCGACGCCCUCUGCUGGAUUCCUAUAUUUCUGCUCAAAAUCCUCUCGCUGUUGCAGGUGGAAAUACCAGGUACCAUAACCUCCUGGGUGGUGAUCUUCAUCCUGCCAAUCAACAGUGCGCUGAACCCCAUCCUGUACAGCAUCACCACCACUUCCUUUCAGGAGAGACUCAAGCACUGCCUGCAGACGAAAUGGCAGCAGCUGGGAGUCAAAGAUCAUCGGCAAAGCAUUGCUAUGUCAACCAUAAAGACAGCAACGUCGUGACGCAUCUCACAGCAUCGGGGCGGGGCUACACACCGCUCCUGUAAACUCACCGUGGAUCCCAAGAUGUAACUGAAUUGAGUUUGGCCUUUUGCCUCCCCCAAUUCUCGAUCGCUGCCAUUGUCGUCAGCUCAUUUUCAACAGUGUUGACAGUGUACAGCACACUGCUGGAGCACCUUGAACUCAUUCCAAGAUUUUGCGUUGCAGACAGCUUUGCUUAUUUGCGUGGAACCAGAAUUGGGAGGUGGCUGUAAAGCUAGCCAGGCUUUUAAUUGCUACAGCAUUUAAAUAGAGUUGUUCUCUGUGUUCAUGAGUUACUCCCCUCCAUGGCCUCUCAAUUCACAAUCACAAAUUGUAGAAAUACAUUUAUAUUCCUGAUUCUUGUGGCAAAAAAAACAAAACAAAAACAACACCACUCUUUCACUGCACUUGUGUUUCUAUAUUGUGAACACAACACUCUUCCGGUAUCUAUAAUAUGAAUACAUUUUCUUUGCUUUUUCACUGCCUCUUUGGGGUUUGUAAACUAGAUUCUUUAUUUACAGUAGAUUAAUUACAAAUGAAAUGAAAAGGUCGACAGAAGGGCAAGAGUAUUUGCACAUCAUUUUCGAAAUCUAUGGCAGUGUGUUUUUUAUAGGGAGAACUCAACUUCUCAGUUACUCUCGUCACUGCCUAGCCAAGUUGGAGCUGUUCAAAUGCUACCUCCUAGUGGCAAUCAAAGGGAACUGCAACACAUGAUCACAGAAAGUUAAAGUCAUCAGCUGAGAUUCCAAAGUGUGCCAUUUCAGCAAAACCAGUGAGAAAAAACAACACAGAAUGACCGGGCUGGCGAUGAACUAGGAAGGAAGCUGCAAUUUUGGUUCCUCUAUUUCAAAUACGAGAGGUCGGCAGGAAACAUUUGCUUCUCUUCACAAACGAACCCUGCUGUGUCAUCUAGCUUCUGUCUUACAAACCUCUACCUCAUCAAAAAGCUAUUCAAACAAGAACUACUGCGUGCUGUCCUUCCACAUGAUUGUGAAUGGUGAGGACAACAUAGCAAUGCCAAGGCAAGUAAGAGACACUUUGAGUUUUAUAGAUCUGUGGACAGGCUCCCCACGAGAAGUGGCAUCUUGAUGUAUAUAUAGGAGGUCCUGGGGUUUCAGGAAUAAAUACACUUUCACAUUGUGAGGAACUUCUCUUUGCCUGGGACGAGUCGAACCCAGGGUCAGGGCUUCGAAGCACUACUGAUAGAGCUGGGCUCCCUCACGUCUUAUACACAGAACCACAUCAUCACACAGUGCAAAUAUACAGUACGCUGGGAACAAUCAACAUGCUAAACCAUACCAAAAUCUAUAUAUUCAAUGUAAAGCUACAUGUAAUGAUAAAACUAUCCAACUUCACAAUACAUAUAUAUACACACACACCACAGUCAACCAUGGAGAAUGCCAGUUUACUCUUGUUGUAACAGAAGGAAUCUUGUAUUUGGAAUUUCAGCCAGAAGCAAUAGAGGUAUCUAUUUGUGUUGAUAAUCCAUCAGUUAACAAAUCAGACAAUGAUUUGUACUAUGGGUACAGUAGCAAUCAGGGAGUAUUUGCUUACAGUGCACGGUAUCCUGCCCUGUGACAUACCGAUGCAGACUGUAAGCAGAAAUGUACCCGGUGACAAGGUGUAGGAGGGUUUUGCUAAAACUAAACGACAGUGGGGAGUAGUACAGGCAGGGGCUGAAUACCACAGGGUCGAUGCUGAGGAAUUGAAAUUCCAGAUACAGGAUUGUAUAUAUGCUGCUGAAUGCCGAAAAUGUCAUUGUUUUGCACAAUGUCUGUACAGAUGACAAUUAUACAAACAAUGCUACUGCAGAUGCCAGUGUUCUCUACUGUAAUUAUUUUAAAAAUAACUAAUCAACUACAUUUCACAGCCAUACUCUGGGCAAUAUAUACCAUACAUUGUGGAUUGUGGUUGUAUACAUGGCACAUACCGUUAUGGACGGAUGCUACAGCUUUAUGUCAUUUACAUUAAUUUUGUUUCUUUCUUUUAAUUGUUUUUAGCACACAAAUACUGUACAACAUAUGGCACCCGUUUGGCUAUUUUAUUUUAUUUUUAACAAAAGGAACUUAUCAGUGUGUGUCAUUAUUGUAUUAAAUGUUAAAAAAAGAAAGGUUAUUAAAACUGUUCACAGCACAGCAAAAGCAAACACAAUGAAGAUAUUUUCAAUAAAAUGUUACAUUCAAUAAAAUGUUUUCUAGGCA
This is a messenger RNA of Acipenser ruthenus (sterlet), 4430 nucleotides long. Its product is annotated as relaxin receptor 2-like. Bases 61 to 2211 code for a protein of 716 amino acids. Gene Ontology annotation, biological process: G protein-coupled receptor signaling pathway. The record is from RefSeq and is a predicted model, not a curated record. Gene Ontology annotation, cellular component: membrane. NCBI's taxonomy places the organism in Eukaryota, Metazoa, Chordata, Actinopteri, Acipenseriformes, Acipenseridae. Gene Ontology annotation, molecular function: G protein-coupled receptor activity; protein binding. The transcript is spliced from 18 exons.